GCUAAUACGGACCCUUCACUUCCACUGACUGUGGAAGUUGUAUCCGCGGUCCAGUCACCACAAGUUUUGUGAAUUUGACUGGAAGAAUGGAAGAGAACAUUGCUGAAAUUAGUAGUAACACAAAUGAGAAAUUCCGUUUACACUAAAGGGAUAAGACAGGAAACUUCGCACAGGGAAUCUCCACCUUGGCAUCUCUACUUGACGCACUUUUAAAAUACUUGAAACCCACCCCUGCACAUUCUGGGCCACCUGCAGACACCUCUACUUCAGCACAGCCCAGUGAUGCAGAAUCAGGCAUCUAAAAAAAGGCUCCACCCUAAGGUCUGUUAAGGAGCCUUUAACUCAAGAUGGCCAGCCAGAACAAAUGCUACCAUGACAAGCAAAUGAGCUUUUUCUACAACAACAGCAACCAGACCAAAGAUGACUGGAACUCAACACAGCUCAUUCUGGUCCAAGCCGUUGGCUCCCUCUUCUGCUGCUUCAUCCUGGUGUCCAAUGCAAUGGUUAUUGCCGCUGUCAUCACCAACAAGAGAUUUCACUAUCCAUUCUACUACCUCCUCUCCAAUUUGGCUGCUUCAGACUUCCUUGCUGGGAUAGCCUAUGUGUACCUUAUGUUCAAUACUGGCAAGGUGUCAAGGAAUUUAACUGUGAGGGAUUAUUUUAUUCGUCAAGGGCUUUUGGACACCAGCCUCUCAGCCUCUCUGGCAAACUUACUAGUAAUUGCCCUGGAGCGUUACAUCUCUGUGAUUAACUGGAAGGUUCACAGCAAUCUGACCAAGCGGCGGGUGACCCUGCUCAUUGUGUUGGUAUGGGCAGUCUCCAUCUUUAUGGGCGCCGUGCCCAGCUUGGGCUGGAACUGCAUUUGCAACCUUCAGGACUGCUCCCAGCUGGCUCCAGUCUUUAGUCGGAGCUACUUGAUCUUCUGGUCCGUGUCUAACCUGGUGGUGUUCCUGGUCAUGACGUCCAUCUACCUGCGAAUUUACAUCUACGUUAAGAGGAAAACUGCAGUGCUCAGCCCACACACCAGUGGCUCUAUCAACCGCAAGAGGACACCCAUCAAGCUCAUCAUGACAGUCAUGAACGUGUUAGGGGCGUUUGUGAUCUGCUGGACACCAGGGCUGGUGGUGCUGCUGCUCGACGGCCUCCAGUGCCAGCAAUGUGAGGUGAUGCUCUUCAAGCGCUGGCUACUCCUGCUGGCUGUGCUCAACUCCGUCAUGAACCCAAUCAUCUACUCCUACAAGGAUGAGGAAAUGUGGACCACAUUCAAGAACCUACUACGCUGUGUGGGCAAUGGCACCCGUCGCCAACGCUCAUCCAAUGCCAAUGCUCGACCCCUCAGCUCCAGCCAGGAUGUGGGUACAACGACACAGAUAUAUGAAGAUAAGGAAACCUCCAGGGAGUCAGAUGUCCUGGGAUGCUUAAAACCUGAGGGAAGUGAGUCUUCAUUUGUGUGGGUGCCUGUAAAUGGAUGUAGAUAAACAUAAUGUGAAAAGAUACUCAUGCAUUGUCCAUUGCUAUAUUCACAGUAGCUGACCAACUCUAAAGGACACUUGAAUUGGGUCCUGCCUUACAGGAGGAUUAAUUGAAGUCCAUCCCCAUCCUGCUAUGAUAGAAGUACACUAAGGGAGGCACAUAAUGGUAUAAUGGAAAUAUUUCCACUUUUUACCUCAGUACCUCUAUUACCUGAAAGAGUUGCUGAUGCUUUUUGGAAAAAAAAAACAUUUGACUGUUGACCCUUUUGGGAUUUUCUAUUAUUUCAAAAGAUGUCUUCAAAGUGGUCAUUUUUUUAGGGUCUUUCCCAUAAGUUGUCCUUUAAAAAUUGUAUGAUAUAUUAUUUGCCUGCCUUACCAUUCAUAAUAGAUAAGGCAGGCAAACUGUAUAUUGUACAUGUACAAUGUUUUUAUUGGGCUUGACACCAGCUUGAAUGCAAAUUCAGGUACUUUGCUGUUAUUCUGGCGGCUGAAUAUUUACUCAAAUGAAUGGUGACAUUCUUCAUAAAAACACGACCGGAUUGAAUAAAAAGUUGAGAAAGCAUGAAUUUGCUAGUCAAAUUGUGAAAUCUGAAAAAGUGAUUUCUACUAGUCAAUGUGUGUUAAUGUUUUUUUGACAUGAUAUUCAAUGGCUCUUAAAAGUAUUCAAAUCCCAUAGACUUUUCUAAACGUUAUUGUGUUACAAAACUGGCUGGAAGAUGAGUCCAGGGCUCUUGCAGACUUCAGCAGGUUUUCUUCCAGCACUCUCUCUACUUUGUGGCAUCCACAAACUUUCCUUUAAAAAUUCAUUUAGAAAUUCCAGGGAAUAUUCAAUGCCUUGGAUUAUUUUUUAUCCUACACCCGAUUUAUGCUUUUAUGGGACCUCCCAGAGACAGGUAUUAUACCAAAAAUUAUGUGAAAACCCUUGCACAAUGUACAAAGGCAUACUCCAUUCCAGUAAUUACAUGGGAUGAAUACUUAUGCAAUCAAUUAUUUUCUAUUUAAUAUUUGUCAUUAAUUUAAGAACAAAUUAAGAUUUUAUUUUUCACUUUGAAGUUAUGGAUGUCCGUGUUCAUCACAUGGCAAAAUGUCUUAAUUAAAUUAAUAUUGAUUUCAUGUUGUUAUAAUAAAAUGCGGAAAAGUUCAGUGGGGGUGAAAACUUUUGUGAGCCAAUGUAAGCAGGAUUAACGUGUCCAUAAUAUGGGAGGCGGUAUCUAUGUUCGCUAUUAAUGCUGGGCCUUUUGGUAGAGAAUAAAGUCUGUACUUCAGGAUAUUACUUCGAAAUUGAAAUUGGCCCGUUCCAGAUAGGGUGGAGGAGAUUUUUAUGAAACCAAUUAAUCAUUUCUUACAUUAGUAAGUUGUACAUUAAAGUAGAAUUGACAGCAUUUUAAGUACUUUGCAAAUAUUUAGCUAAAUGAUUUUCAUUAUGUAUGUAAAAUAUUUUAUAUUAUUUAUGUUGCAAAAAAAGCUUUGUUUGAGGUUUUAAAAAUAGGUUCUGUUUGACUAAAAAUUAA
Molecule: messenger RNA, 2983 nt
Organism: Esox lucius (northern pike)
Lineage: Eukaryota; Metazoa; Chordata; Actinopteri; Esociformes; Esocidae
Gene: lpar3
Product: lysophosphatidic acid receptor 3
Exons: 4
Coding region: 348-1478 (376 amino acids)
Biological process (GO): G protein-coupled receptor signaling pathway
Cellular component (GO): membrane
Molecular function (GO): lysophosphatidic acid receptor activity
Source: RefSeq, a predicted model, not a curated record